GAAGGCUCGAUGAACACCUGGUGGGCUUCCAGCAUGGAUCCAUCUCGUGAAGCUGCUUGUUCUUCAUCAGGCAUCGCCGGGAAUCCUCCGUUCUGGACGUGCAAAAUUCGAUCCAUUUCUUUACGCCAUUCGAUGAGUUUCACGAGAUCAUCGCCAACAGCAUGCGCGACAUGCUCCGAUAUACUGGGCUCGACACUCCAAUCCAGCGCUUCUCCAGUUGGGAAGAUUUUCGUCAGUCUGGCAAUUUCGAGUGCCAUUUGCCCAUGUGAGUUUUCACGUGCAGACAUCUGGCCGUUUAUCAGCGCUUGCACGCUCUCUUCUGUGAUGUAUGCGUCUCGCUCUGGCACUUCGC
Mycena citricolor is the source of this 352-nucleotide messenger RNA. The record is from the annotation of a GenBank genome assembly. NCBI's taxonomy places the organism in Eukaryota, Fungi, Basidiomycota, Agaricomycetes, Agaricales, Mycenaceae.